Molecule: messenger RNA, 2144 nt
Organism: Salvelinus namaycush (lake trout)
Lineage: Eukaryota; Metazoa; Chordata; Actinopteri; Salmoniformes; Salmonidae
Gene: mus81
Product: MUS81 structure-specific endonuclease subunit
Exons: 16
Coding region: 98-1930 (610 amino acids)
Biological process (GO): DNA catabolic process; double-strand break repair via break-induced replication; resolution of meiotic recombination intermediates
Cellular component (GO): nucleus; Holliday junction resolvase complex
Molecular function (GO): 3'-flap endonuclease activity; DNA binding; crossover junction DNA endonuclease activity
Source: RefSeq, a predicted model, not a curated record
AUGACCCUUUGACUCGGAAGGCGGCAGGUUGCGUGGUUGAAACAGAACCAACAAACUAAAGUACCAUUAGCCAUGUGGCUGGACUAGAGACACAGUGAUGCCAGCUGUAGAGCAUGUCCGUCUGGGUAGGAAGCGCACCUUGCCCCCGUGCCCAAACCCUCUCUUCCUCCAGUGGCUGUCAGAGCUACGGGACCAGGCGGCAGAGAAGGGACAGAAGACACAGUACGUUUAUCAGAAGGCUAUCAGCUCGUUGAAGAAGUACCCCCUCCCCCUCCAGAACGCUCGAGAGGCUAAGAUUCUACAGAACUUUGGAGACGGAAUCUGCAAGAUACUGGAUGAGAAGUUACAGAGGCAUUACAGAGAGAACGGUCCGGACGCUCCCAUCCACUCCCUUCCCAGCGGUGUGACGGUGGCCCCUAGUCGCCGUAGCAACAACAACCUGGCUCAGCCCACCAAACAGCCCUCUAGGAAAGAGAGGGAAGGAGGGAGGAGGAAAAGGGAAUACGUGCCCCAGAAGAGGUCUGGUGGAUAUGCUGUCCUGUUAACACUCUACAGAGAGUCUCAGGUUCCUGGGGGUAAGGGCUUUAUGUUUAAACUGGAGCUACAGGCUGAGGCCCAGCAUCUGUCUGACAAGUCCUUCUCUGUGCCUGAUCUAGGUAGUAAAUACACAGCCUGGUCCUCAGUGAGCACACUGAUACAGAAAGACUUGGUCCAGAAGACACACAACCCCGCCAGGUAUUCUCUGACUGAGCUGGGUUUGGCCCUGGCACAGAGACUAGAGGACGGAGAGAGAGAACAAGAAGAGGACAGGAGGAGUGACGUGAGGGAAGAAGAGGAGGGAAGUGGGCCCGGUGUUGUUGAUCUUACUGCCGAGGAAGAUGAGAAAAAGAAGAGAAUAGAGCCCAUAGCGGGGCCUACCCCGGCAGCCUAUGUUGCCCAGAGAGGGAGUGAGGUGCCUGGGGUAAACUCCUCAGAAAAGCCCCAGGCUGCAGAGACAAAGACUAGGCCGGCUGGAGGCUGUCUGUACCCAGGCAGUUAUGACAUUGUGCUAUGUGUGGACUUCAUUGAGACUACUGGGGGCAGCACGGCCUGUAAGCAGGAGCUGGUGAAGGAGCUGCAGAGGAACGGCGUAACCUUUGACGUCAGGAAGUUAAACGUAGGUGACUUCCUGUGGGUGGCCAAGGAGAGGGUCGCUCCCGUGUCAGGUCAGUUGCGUGCCCCCCCAAGUAGGGAGCUGGUCCUUGAUUACAUCAUCGAGAGGAAGAGGAUGGACGACUUGUGUGGUAGCAUCAUCGACGGACGAUUCAGGGAACAGAAGUUUCGUCUGAAGAGGUGUGGUCUACAGAAGCCCAUCUACCUGGUGGAGGAGUGUGGCUCUGCUGCUGCUCACCUGAGUUUACCUGAGACCACGCUGCAGCAGGCUAUAGUUAAUACACAGGUGGUAGAUGGCUUCUUUGUGAAGAGAGUCCAGGAUGUGAAGGAGUCUGUAGCCUACCUCACUGUCAUGACCCGAUACCUCACCAAGCUAUACCAGAACCGUACGCUGGUCUGUCGCUCCAGGGAGCUGGAGGGGGAUGGACAGAACGAGGAAGAGUGUGGAGGGAGGGAGAGAGAGGACCCCUCCUGUUCUCUCAUCUCCUUCCCAGAGUUCAACCAAGGAGCUGUCAAGAACAAGUGUCAGACAGUGAGAGAGGUGUUUGCCAGGCAGCUGAUGCAGAUCUCUGGACUAUCUGGUGAUAAGGCUGUUGCUAUACUAGAGCACUACAGUACUUUACACAGUCUGUUGAAAGCGUAUGAGCAGUGCCCCAGCGACACAGAAAGAGAGAAACUACUCUCCUCCAUCCGAUAUGGAAAACUGAAAAGGAACUUGGGUCCAGCUUUGAGUCGCACAGUCUACCAGCUCUACUGUACGAAAGGAGCACUGUCAUAGACACACUCUCGCUCACGCACCACAACACACACACACCUCUACAAUGUAGUGUUUAAAAUACUUUGUUCCUUUGUCAUUCCCUGCCAAGGUAAACCUAUAUGUAAAUGCUGCUAUUGUUGUGAUUUUUUUACUAUUUUCUAGUCAAGUGCGGCAGUGGGUAGCCUAGUGGUUAGAGCGUUGGACUAGUAACCGAAAGGUUGCAAGAUCGAAUCCC